Molecule: messenger RNA, 8717 nt
Organism: Sebastes umbrosus (honeycomb rockfish)
Lineage: Eukaryota; Metazoa; Chordata; Actinopteri; Perciformes; Sebastidae
Gene: casz1
Product: castor zinc finger 1
Exons: 21
Coding region: 431-6637 (2068 amino acids)
Biological process (GO): positive regulation of transcription by RNA polymerase II; regulation of neuron differentiation
Cellular component (GO): nucleus
Molecular function (GO): RNA polymerase II transcription regulatory region sequence-specific DNA binding; DNA-binding transcription factor activity, RNA polymerase II-specific
Source: RefSeq, a predicted model, not a curated record
AUAAUUUCCUAUCAGCCUAUUCAGACAACAUCACCAACAGCUUGGUCUGAGCGAGUGAGUGUGUGUGAGUGAGUGAGUGUGUGUGUGAGGGCAGAGCAGCGAGAGAGAGGCAGUGAGCGCGAGCGAGAGAGAGAGAGCGACACAGAGCGAGGAGAGAGGAGGGAAGGGGGAGGCUCCAUAUUCUUUCACCUACCCCCCGUCAAACCACAGGAAGGAGGGGCCAGACCCUAAGCUGCCAAUCAAAUCCGCUCGUGGCAGCCGGCAUUAUCUCAGCAACAAACUAUUGACAGAUUACAUGUCAAGGAGUUUAGUGCAUGAUUGAAGGAAGCCUUUUUUUUUUUUUUAAUCUAGUUACUUUUCCGCUUUAUUUCCCCCCUCUUUCCACCAAACCAACAUUCGAAUGACUUUCUAACAAGAGUUGAGUAAUAUUAUGAAAGUUACAUGUCUGAGAGGAUUUAACUUCGACUUCCCUGAAUAUGCUGAAAGGAGUUUAUGCACUGAAACGACCUCAGGAAAACCCAAGAUGGCCGCCAAAAGGAAAGGUGGCCUAAAACUCAACGCUAUCUGUGACAAGCUGAGCCGCCAGGUGGUGUUCGAAAGUAGCUCCCAGAAUGCCGAGGGAGACCAGAGUGUAGCGGAGAACAGCGAACGUGGCAGUUCCCACUACGAUGACAACGAGACCAACUUCCCCGAGAGCCUGAACCUCACUCAGAGCCUGGAGGAGGACCAGAAGAGACGCGAGGCCAUCGAGAAGUGGGUCAAUGGCGAGUACGGCGACGAGCCGCCGGCUCACGACGACGAGCGAGAGCACGAACUGAAAGUCAGCAAUGACGAAGACUGCCCUCCCGAGGGCGUGUACAUGGUGCAGCCCACGGGCUGCAGCGACGACGAUGACAACGUGGAGGAGGCCGAGCCCGCGGCAGACUCUCGUGAUGGCAGUUACCAUGACGACAAAGAAGCUCAAGACAGGCCUACGAAAGAGAAAGCCUACAUGCCGCCAAGCGAGGCCCAGAGUCGCCAACCACCUUUCUCCUCUACAGGAGAAGCAUCUGCCCUGCGAGACUAUGCAGCCAACACCAUGAAUGAGUUUUUGGGAAUGUUCGGUUAUGAUGACCAGCAGGUAAGGGAUGAGCUGACCAAGAAGAUCAGCUUUGAGAAGCUCAAAGCCGCUACCUCAGACCCCUCAUCCCUCAGCAGUGAGGAGGCCUCACGGCGCGCCCGCUUCUCCAAGUACGAAGAGUACAUUCGUAAGCUAAAAGCCGGCGAGACCCUACCUUGGCCCAUGCACGCUUCCCCGCCCAAACCAGACGACCUCAACCCAAAACUGGCCCAAGACAAGAGCGCUACCAUGCUCCAGACCUCUGGGUGCCUCCCAGGGGCCGAGGCACAGAUCUACCCCCCCAGCCUGGACCACAAACAGCCAGGAGGACCUCAGCUAGGCUCUUCCCAGCCACCAAAUCCCUCUCACAUCCAGAACAUGGCGUCCCGAGCCUCCAAGUAUGACUUCUUUAUUCAGAAGCUGAAGAUGGGCGAGAGUCUACAGCAGCAGAACGGUAACGCUUACAAGCGACCCUCCAAAUACGACCUGGAGAACGUCAAGUUCCUGCACCUCUUCAAGCCUGGCGAGGGCAACCCUGACAUGGGCGGCGCCAUCGCCUUUAAGACUUGCAAAGUGGGCCGCCCUUCGAAGUAUGACAUCAGAACAAUUCAGAAGCUAAUGCCAGGAAAUCCCGAGGCCUCGCUGAUGCCCAAUGUCCUCGCAACGGCACCAGGGAACCCGGGAGCUCCUGGGGUCCCCACCGUGGGCGCUGCUGGGGCCAGCAUCGCUCCAGGGCUCACAAUGGACCAGACAGGACAAAUAAGCUUCAACGCCGCCGACUACCUGAAGUCCAGCUUUUCCAAGACUGACUCCAUCACCACGGGCACUGUGUCCUCCGUUAACAGGAUUGAGCCAAAUAUUCAACUAACAAACAGAUGGAAAAAUGGUGCAGAAAUCAGAACCUUGGCAGAGUUAACACUAAGGAAUGGCCUGCCACCAGAUAAACCCGCCAGCGACGACAUCAACCUAUACCAGAAAUAUAUUGCCAGGUUCUCUGGAAGUCAACACUGUGGACACGUGCACUGUGCCUACCAGUACAGAGAGCAUUACCACUGCAUGGACCCUGAGUGUAACUACCAGGUGAGCAGGUUUACCAGUAAGCAGGAUGUAAUCAGGCACUACAACAUGCACAAGAAGAGGGACAACUCUCUGCAGCAUGGCUUCAUGCGCUUCAGCCCUCUGGACGACUGCAGCGUCUACUACCAUGGCUGCCACCUCAAUGGAAAAAGCACCCAUUACCACUGCAUGCAGGUGGGCUGCAGCAAGGUGUACACUAGCACCUCAGAUGUCAUGACCCACGAAAACUUCCAUAAAAAGAACGCCCAGCUGAUCAACGAUGGCUUCCAGAGAUUUCGUGCUACUGAGGACUGUGGCACAGUCGGGUGUCAAUUCUACGGGCAGAAGACUACACAUUUCCACUGCAGGCGCCCGGGAUGCACAUUCACCUUCAAGAACAAGUGUGACAUUGAGAAGCACAAGAGCUACCACAUCAAGGAUGAUGCCUACGCCAAAGAUGGCUUCAAGAAGUUCUACAAGUACGAGGAGUGCAAGUACGAGGGCUGCGUGUACAGCAAAGCCACCAACCACUUCCACUGCAUCCGCUCAGGCUGCGGCUUCACCUUUACCUCCACUAGCCAGAUGACCUCCCACAAGCGCAAACACGAGCGCCGGCACAUCCGCUCCUCCGGCGUCAUGGGCCUCUCUUCCGCUUACCUGGUGCCGAAGGACGAGCAAGAGGAGUCGAGCAACGAUGACCUGAUGGACUUCUCAACCAUCAGCAGCAAGAACUCCAGCCUGAGUGCCUCGCCGACGACCCAGCAGUCCACCACUGUAUCGCACCUGUUGGCCACGCCCACCACUGCUGUCUCCUCCUCCUCUACAUCGGGCCACACCCUCAAACAGACAUCCUCGCUGCCCAGCGCAGGCCAGCGCAUGUCCAACCUGCUGUCCCAGGCCCUGCCCAGCAACAUGCCGGUGGCCCUCGCUCUGUCCAACAGCGCCAUGGCCGCCUCCAACCCGUUCUUCCCCCUCAUACCCAGGCUGCCUCUCCAACCACCUCCGCCAGCCGCCAGCCUGAUAUCAGCUGUAUCCUCUGGGGCCCACUCCAUGCCCACCGACUCACUGACCCAAAGCUGCUCCACAGUGGGUGCAGACGGCGCCAUGGCCUCGACCCCAAACUCCUUCGCCACCUCCUCCAUCAUGGAGAAGAUCUCGGCAAGCAAAGGUCUGAUAUCGCCCAUGAUGGCCCGACUGGCAGCUGCUGCCCUGAAGCCCUCCAACAACUUCGACACAGGCUCGCUGCGGUUGGUUGACGGAUACAGAACGGAUAUGACGUCACGUUACUCUGACUACAUCAAUAAAAUCGGGAACGGGCAGCCGGCUUCAGCCAGCCAGUUUAAUCUGGUUCAAGUGAAGCAGGAGCCGAUGGACGUCAACUCUGGGGCCUCCCAGGACUCCACGCAGGAGCACAGCCUGGACCUGAGCAAGAAAGACCACAGUAAUGAAUCAAACGGACACCCUGUACCAGGGAAUACAUCUCUUUUAUCCUCGCUUAUGAAUAAGAUGUCGCAGGUGAACCCUGCCCUGUUCAACGCCAUGAACCUGAAGACGGAGCUGGAGGCGGGCCAGGGCGGCAACAGCUCGGAGGCAGCGCACUAUCUGAACAGGGUGCUGAAGAGGCCACUGCCGGAAAAACACACUGAGAUCUGGAGGACAUACCUCCGCAGGUUUGACACAGAUGACUUCUGCGAGGCUCAGUGCGACUUCCUCCAGAAAGUGCACUUUCACUGCGUGGUAGAGGACUGUGGUGCACUCUUCAGCACUGUGGAUGGGGCCAUAAAGCAUGCUAACUUCCACAUCCGGGCCGCCUUGAAGGUGAAGUCGGAGCCUCAGUUCGGCGAGGGCAAGGACUCCGGCGAAGGAGCGUCGCUGCAGCCGGCCGCCCCCGUCUCUAUGGCCAACAAUCCCUCCAUGGAUGUGGCACACCUCACCUCCUCCGGUGGCUACAGCUCCCCUACUCCCUCCCUGCUGGCCUGGAAGCAGCUGACCGGCAGCAUCCCUCAGAUGUCGGCCUCGAUGCCCAACCUGCCGGCCAACUCCCCUCUGGCCACCACCUCUCUGGAGAACGCUAAACCACAAGUCAAACCUGGCUUCCUGCAGUUCCAGGAAAAUGAUCCCUGCUUGGCUACCGACUGUAAGUACUCAAACAAGUUCCACUUCCACUGCUUGUUUGGGAAUUGCAAGUAUGUGUGCAAGACGUCCGGCAAGGCCGAGUCCCACUGUUUGGACCACAUCAACCCCAACAACAACCUGGUCAACGUCCGUGACCAGUUUUCCUACUACUCUCUCCAGUGUCUCUGUCCCAACCAGCACUGCGAGUUCAGAAUGAGGGGCCACUAUCACUGUCUGCGGCCUAGCUGCUACUUCGUCACCAACAUCACCACCAAGCUGCCGUGGCACGUCAAGAAGCACGAGAAGGCAGAGCGCCGCGCCGCCAAUGGCUUCAAAUAUUUCACCAAGAGGGAGGAGUGUGGCAGGCUGGGUUGUAAGUAUAACCAAGUCAACAGCCACUUCCACUGCAUCCGCGAGGGCUGCCAGUUCUCCUUCCUGCUCAAGCACCAGAUGACCUCGCACGCACGCAAACACAUGAGGCGGAUGCUGGGGAAGAACUUUGACAGAGUCCCAUCACAGGUGAUGCCACUCGGUCAGAGGGCCGACGGCAUGAUCGGGGGCCAUUCUGGUGUCAACUCCAGCUUCUCUUCCGGCAUCAUGGAUGAGACCGAUGAUUACAUGGACUACAUGGGAGGAGGGGGCAGCCCCUUGGGCCUCUCCUCAGAGUCCUCCAAUCAGGACCGGAGCUGCUCCAGCACACCUGUAGGCAACGAUGGUUCUCCAGCAGGACAAGGCUGGCUCGCCACCACUUCUGCUCCCACCACCCCUGCUGACACUAGCGCUACCCAAAAUGCACCUCCUUCUUCCCCUCCUCCUCCUCCACCACCACCGCCACCUUCUCUUCCUCCUCUUUCCUGCGCUCCUCAUCCUGGCCUACAGUCCCAGGUCCCAUCCCUCUCUCCCGCUCUCCUCCGACCUCCUCUCUCCUCACUCCCAUACCUCCUCUCUCCAUCCUGUCUGUCAUACUCUCUGCUCAGCGCCUCUCUGGGAGCCACUCGGAGUGUUGUCAUGCCAACCAACACACCAGCUUUCAGCCCCAUCAUUGCCACUCCGUCUCCGGUUAAAAAUGACGUCCCUAUAGUGCAGGAUGCUGCAGGCAACACCAUCUCCAUUCCCACGGCAACUGGUGCAAAGAAGCGCUUCUGGAUCAUCGAGGACAUGUCGCCGUACGGCAAGCGCCGCAAGACCGCGUCGUCGCGCAAGAUGCUGGACGAGGGGAUGAUGCUGGAGGGCUUCAGGCGCUAUGACCUCUACGAGAACUGCAAGGACCCCGGCUGCCAGUUUUCCCUGAAGGUGACCCACUACCACUGCACGCGUGAGAACUGCGGCUACAAGUUCUGCGGCCGCACCCACAUGUACAAGCACGCGCAGCACCACGACCGAGUGGACAACCUGGUCCUGGACGACUUCAAGCGCUUCAAAUCCUCCCUCAGCUGCAACUUCCCCGACUGCCAGUUUUCAGGCAACAGCACCCACUUCCACUGUCUGCGCUGCGGCUUCCGCUGCACCGACAGCACCAAGGUGACGGCCCACCGCAAGCACCACGGCAAGCAAGAUGUGAUCACCGCCGCCGGCUUCUGCCAGUUCAGCUCCAGCGUCGAUUGUGAGGUUCCCGACUGCAAAUAUAAGCUCAAGUGCUCGCACUUCCACUGCACCUUCCCCGAGUGUAAGCACACGGUGGUGGGCAUGUCCCAGAUGGACUCCCACAAGAGAAAGCACGAGAAGCAGGAGCGGGGCGAGCUGCCGUCUGUGUCGCCCAAACGGGAGGGCGUGCACCACCACCUGGGAGGAAGCGUGUCAACGGUCCCUCCGGCCUCUAUGGGUCUUUCUACUUCCUCACCCGGUGGCAUCCACGGGUUGUCCCGCAGCAUUAACAGCAGCGCUCCCUCCAUGCUCUACCCAACGGGCGGCCUCGGGUCCGAGUACAACCACCUGUACCAGCCGUCCUCCAUCAGCCUGGACGGCUCCCUCAACCUGGGCACCGACGCCAGCAGCUCCCUGUUCUUCCUGAAGAACGCAGCCGGUCUGGGUCUCAGCGACUCACUGGACCUCAGCAAGAAAAUGCACCACGACGCGGCGCGGUCAAGCCACAACCCGGCGCCCCCCCAGCUGGGUCUGCCGGCAGCUCAGGACGACACCACGGGGACGUCCGGAGAGGCCGAAGACGACCUGUCGCCAGAGGAGGAGGCGCACGCAGAGGAGGAGGAGGAAGAGGAGGACGAGGAGGAGGAGGCAGAGCUCAACAGUGACUCGAAUGAUGAUUCGAUGGCGGAGCCCGAUGGCGAGAAGAACAAUGGCGAGAGUUUUGAUGCUUCCGUUAACCACACUGAUACUUCCCGACUGGAAAAGCAAGACGUUGACCCGUGAAAGAUAAACUAGCAGUGACUGUAGGGACUGAAGAAAUACUCUGUGUACUAUGAACAAACAAAAAUGAAAGUGGCCUCAUUUAUCAUGUUUAGAGACUUCAGAUGACAACAAAAAAAACAGCGUGGAGAAAAAUGACGGCCCAAAAAUGAUUUAUUAUGAUGUUUACAAGAUGACCAACAUUAUUAAUUCAAUUAUGCAUUAAAAGAAAAUAUGAACGGAGACACACAGAAUUAGGCCCUGGUUUACACACGGGGCAGCAAUGUAAAGCAUUUUACUACACAUCAGUCUUUUUGUGUGCGUGCAUGUUUGACUUUAAUUUAUUUUAAUUUUUUUCACUUUUUUGUGUGUGGAUAAAACAAGAAAAACGUCAGAAAAACAAAAAAUCUCUCUAUAUAACUAUAUAUGUAAGUGUGUGUGUGUGUGUGAACGAUGAUAUACAAAAGGAAACUGCUGGCUGUGGAUACAUAGAAAAAGGGACGUGAAUCACUAAGGGGGAAACAGGACGCGUUCAAACAUUUGAUCUUUUUCUUUUCUGUAUAAUUAUUAUUAUUAUUAUUAUUAAUUAUUAUGAGACACUGAGAGAAAAGGGAGUUACAUUUUGCUUGUUCCCAGCUCUCUCAGAUGUUUUUCUUUGUUCUCAGUGACAUGUGGAAUUGACCAGUAAAUAUUUGGUCAGUCUCGGCGUCUGGCGAGCCGCCGCUUUUCAACAGUUCUCUGACAUUCUGCUAGAAAUGUUCGACUAGCACCAAAACCAAGCUCAGUCCUUGUAACUUUAACCCCCCUUUCUGCGGAGGAAUCAAGUUUGUGUGUGAAUAGUGCACUUUUAUAUUAGCUGACCACGAUGAUUACGAUGAUGAUAGAUGACUCAUGAGCAUAUUUAAAAAAUAUUUUUGUUACCAUUUGCAUCUUUGCAUUACAAUGUCGUUUUUUGUUGUGUUGUUAGUCAGAAGCAUAUCGAUCUGUAAGCAGGCGAGGUCGUGAUUAACGGCCUGGAGAGUCAGGAUGUGGAGGAUGAGAUGGGGGGGGGUGGGGUCAGACUGACCAGAAGAAAUGAUGAGUCACUCAGAUGCAGAGCGAAGGGGGACGACAGAGGAAGCGUCAGGGUGUUUUAUGUUGAAAAAUUUGCAGACCGAAAAUGUCUCAACGGCAUUUUGUUUCCACUCACUAUGGCUGUGGUUGAGCUCCUGUUGUUAACGGUUUUUAUUUAAUAUUUAUGUGACCUUCCAAUGAGAAAUUUCUAGGGUGUUAUUGCACUUUUUAGGUUCAUUUUUACCGUCUGAAAAAAAAAAAAAUGAUAUAUAUCUUUUAACAGGGAAUUUUUUUUGCUUUAAAGAUGUUGUUUUAGUUCACAUUUGCUUUAAUGCACAAAUAGAUGUUAGUGUGACAAAGAACUGUUGUUCUGUGAUUUAUUUAAAGACUGGUUUUUAUUUUGCUUCUGUGAUUCGACAGUUUGAAGAAAAAAGAAAAAAAAGGAAAUGGGAGCGCCAGAAAAAACGGUGCCCUGAUGAGAAACACUAAUACGGACUGUGAUUUUUAAAUGAAUUCUUAAGAAGUUCAUGGUAAUGCUCUCUUACUGUAGUACUAAAUUAUAAAUCUGUCAAAGCUCCCCUCUCUGGUUUAUACUGAGCAAAUAUGUUCGACCGAGAAGUGGACACACUGAUCAUGAAUUAUCUCCUGAGCUUGGCAUUGGAAAUCAUAAUAUAGGGAAUAAUAAUGUGUGUAGAUGAUAUUCCACCAGAUAUUGUUUUGAGAAGAAAAAAAAAAAAAAAAAGGUUGUACAGUAUUUUCCUCUGUAAAAAAAUAACUAUAUAUGAACAAAAUGCUCUUUGAUGAACAGCUUCCUUUAAAAAGAAAACCGUUAAGAGGAGAAAUGAAUAAUAAAAAGUUAAAAAUUCAAAUAGCCUCAUCAUAGUUUGCUUGUGUGCGUGACCUUUUUUAAUUACCCCCAGAUUUUUUGGGAAAAGUUGUUCAUACUGUAGCAUUGGCAGAUUCCGUUAUGAUGUUUGCAGUAUAUAUAUAUAUUUUUUCUUUUUCCAAACUAUGUCAGAAGCUCAAACUAAAAUACACUGAUUUGAAUUCA